AUGAAAAAGGUUCUAAUAAUCCUCAGCUUAAUGAUUCUUCUUGUCACACCGCUUUAUGGAUACGAAGAUGAGAUGGAUGAAGAAAAUGAUGGAAGUGAUGAGGAUAUGAGUGAUGAAGAGGAGGAUAUUGAUGAAGAAGGACAUGAAAUAGAUGAAAAUGGAGGAGGUGGAGAGGAGGGAUAUAUUACCAAAGCAGAAUUUGUUGAAACUGAUGGCAAGAAGAAACAUUGUGAUUCACAUGAAGCUUGCUAUGAUCAACGUGAACCACAAUCUUGGUGUAUAAUGAAAGAUGGUCAAUCGUGGACAGACAAAGGUUGUUUCUGCGAGGAAAAGAUGCAUUCGUGCAUUAUCGAGCGGAAAAAUGGUCAAAAGUUGGAAUAUGCAUAUUGUGCGCCUCAGGCAAAUUGGCAAUGUUCAUACGAUUAA
Messenger RNA from Cercopithifilaria johnstoni, 426 nucleotides. NCBI's taxonomy places the organism in Eukaryota, Metazoa, Nematoda, Chromadorea, Rhabditida, Onchocercidae. The record is from the annotation of a GenBank genome assembly.